Molecule: messenger RNA, 2776 nt
Organism: Hevea brasiliensis (rubber tree)
Lineage: Eukaryota; Viridiplantae; Streptophyta; Magnoliopsida; Malpighiales; Euphorbiaceae
Product: receptor-like protein EIX2
Exons: 2
Coding region: 2-2770 (922 amino acids)
Molecular function (GO): protein binding
Source: RefSeq, a predicted model, not a curated record
CAUGAGUAAUGCCGUGCAACUUUUUCUUAUCCUCCUUUGCUUUUAUCUUUCUUCAAUGUUUGAUUCUCUUGAAGCUACAGAGUCAACUCCCACUUUCAACAACUUCACUACAAGCCCUUGCUUUGAGGUUGAGAGGAAUGCACUUAUUCAAUUCAAAAAUGGUCUUAACGAUCCAUCAGGGCGGCUCUCUUCUUGGGUUGGUGAGAAUUGCUGCCAGUGGAAGGGUGUAGGCUGCAGUCGCAAAACAGGUAACAUCAUUAGCCUUAAUCUCAGAAACCCAUAUAACCUCCCUUGUCCUGAGUGCUUAAUGUCAGAUACUGAGGCUGAAGUAUAUGAACUGUCAUGUUUGGCAGGUGAAAUUAAUCCUGCUCUUGUUAAAUUGCAAUAUUUGUCCCAUUUAGACUUAAGCAAAAACCAUUUUCAUGGAAUUCAAAUUCCCAGUUUCAUUGGUUCCCUUAGAAAGUUGAAAUACCUUAAUCUUUCUUAUAUGUCCCUUUCCGGAAUGGUUCCCCCUUCUCUAGGAAACCUAUCGAGCUUGCAAUAUCUUGAUCUCUAUGCACUUUCAUAUCUUUAUGAAGUUAAACCAAUCUGGGUUUCUGAUGUGUCCUGGCUCUCAAAACUCUAUUCUCUUAAAUACCUAAAUCUGGGAUAUGUGAACCUGAGCUCAGCAUCAUCUCCUUGGCAACAAGCGUUUAGCGUCCUUCCUUCUCUUGUAGAAUUGCAUUUGACAGGAUGCCAUAUCCAUGACUUCCCCCAAAGUCUCCCAAUUGUGAAUUUUACUUCACUGUUGGUCCUCCAUCUCAAUGAAAAUAACUUCAAUUCUCCAAUACCACGGUGGUUAUUCAAUAUUAGCACUCUUAUAGACCUUAACCUUGGAAGUUCAAAUAUUAAAGGCCCCAUACCCAAUAAUGCCUUCAGAAAAUUUUGUCCAAUUCCAUCAUCAAUCAGGACUCUAUCACUCUUGGAAGAGCUAUUUCUCUCUUCAAAUGAAUUGAAUGGAACCAUCCCAGAAGGGAUAGGACAACUAAUGGCUUUGACCUCUUUGCACCUCUAUGCAAACUCUUGGGAAGACAAAAUUUCAGAGAUUCAUUUCCUCAGACUCAAGAGACUGAAAUAUUUCUCCUUAUCAAGUCGCAACAAGUCCUUGGCAUUUGAAGUAAGACAAGAGUGGAUUCCCCCUUUUAGUCUAGAAACCAUCAUAAUAACUCAUUGUCUAGUGGGCCCCACUUUCCCUUCUUGGCUUAAAACUCAGAAAGAAUUAAUUGAAAUAGACUUGUCUAAAGUGGGUAUUUCAGAUACUGUACCAGGCUGGUUUUGGAAGUUAACUCCACAAAUUCAAAGAUUGCACCUUACUAGCAACCAAUUGCAUGGAAUGCUUCCCAAAGCAUUGAAAUUUUCACUGGGGACGGGGACGGUGAAUUUAAGUUUUAAUGUCUUAGAAGGCCCUAUCCCUCUUUUUUACAAUGUUGAAACUCUCGUCUUGAGUAACAACCAUUUUUCAGGACCAAUUCCAGUAAAUAUUGGUUGGAAAAUGCCAAUGUUGGAGGUCCUAGAUCUUUCAGGAAACUCUCUAAAGGGAACAAUGCCUGCUUCCUUGUGUAAAUUGGAGAAACUGACAAUUCUUAAUCUCUCAAAGAAUCAAUUAUCAGGAAAAAUCCCAAAUCAUUGGAAGGAUUCAAAAUCUCUUUAUACAAUUGACCUAUCAAGUAAUAACUUAAUCGGUAACGUCCCAAGCUCGUUGUGUUCGCUACCUGAGCUUUCUUGGUUGAAAUUGGACAACAACAAUCUCUCAGGAAAAGUGUUUCGAUCCUUGAAAAAUUGCAUAAAAUUGGAGAUGCUUAAUCUCGGGCAAAAUAAAUUCACGGGGGAAAUACCGAAUUGGAUUGGUGAAAGACUAUUGUCAUUGUCAUCACUAAACCUAGAAGCCAACAUAUUCAAUGGAAGCAUUCCGACACAUCUUUGUCGUCUUCCUUCUCUCCACAUUUUAGUCCUUGCACAAAAUAAUUUGUCAGGAUUGGUGCCUCCAUGUCUGGGAAACUUAAGCAGUUUGAAUUCUUUUAGAGAAUACCAUCCAUACCCACCAGAUGCUCAUUUCUCUUACUUGGAGGAAAUGGAGUUGACUGUGAAGGGAAGACAACUUGAAUAUACCAAGACACUAGAUAUUGUGAAUAUCAUAGACCUCUCAAAUAAUAAUAUGCAAGGAGAAAUCCCAGAACAGAUAACGAAUCUGUCAUUCUUGGUUACUUUGAAUUUAUCAAGGAAUCAGUUGAUUGGAAACAUACCGGAGAAGAUUGCAAACAUGAAGCAUUUAGAAACUCUUGACCUCUCAUGCAACCAUCUUUCAGGUCCCAUUCCUCCAAGCAUGUCUUCUAUGACAUUCUUGAACUAUCUCAACUUAUCACAUAACAACUUUUCAGGACCAAUUCCAUCAGCCAACCAAUUCCUCACCUUCACUAAUCCUUCAUCUUUUGAGGGUAACCCUAAACUUUGUGGCGCUCCAUUGCCAACCAACUGCUCAAUGCCAAAUGAUAAAGGUGAAGAAGACAAGGUUGGUAACCACAAAGAUGAUAGGACUGAAAGGAUAUGGUUUUACUCAGGCGUGGCAUUGGGUUUUGUGGUGGGGUUUUGGUGUGUUUGUGGCACAUUGAUAGUAAAGAAAUCUUGGAGACAUGCUUAUUUUCGGUUUGUGGACAGAAUGAAAGACAAAAUCUAUGUGGUCAUUGCAGUGAACAAGGCUCGAUUGCUAAGGAAGCUAAAUGGAGAAAUAUGAGAUUAA